This is a messenger RNA of Strongylus vulgaris, 490 nucleotides long. The record is from the annotation of a GenBank genome assembly. NCBI's taxonomy places the organism in Eukaryota, Metazoa, Nematoda, Chromadorea, Rhabditida, Strongylidae.
AUGGGCUGGCCAUCCUAUGUUGUCCCCGUGGUCGGAAGUGCGAUCGUCUCCACCAUGGCCUUCUUUCUAGGAGCUCUUGGCUAUUCCUAUUUCUGGAUCAUAGUUGUCAUAGCACUCACUGUAACUAAAACACAAUUGCAAGAUCUUCCCGCAUGGGUACAGUUCCCGGAUACGGAAAGGGUUGAAUGGAUGAACAAGGUAAUCCAUCAACUAUGGCCGUAUGUUGGAGAAUAUGCCAAGGUGUUCUUGACUGAUUUCAUCAUUCCUCAGGUUAAAGCCCAAAUGCCGUCGAUGUUUAAGAAUUUUAAAUUUACCAAGAUGGACAUGGGGGAUAUCCCUUGCCGUGUAGGAGGGAUAAAGGUCUAUACUACGAAUGUGGGCAGAGAUCGAAUCAUAGUCGAUAUGGAUGUUGCAUAUGCGGGUGAUGCAGAUUUUACCGUAUCCUGUUGUGGAUUUACCGGUGGAAUGAAUAAUCUACAGGUACUGUAAU